Molecule: messenger RNA, 615 nt
Organism: Sphenostylis stenocarpa
Lineage: Eukaryota; Viridiplantae; Streptophyta; Magnoliopsida; Fabales; Fabaceae
Source: the annotation of a GenBank genome assembly
AUGCGAAGUGGCACAGUUUUCUAUUCCUCAAAAGUGCUCAUUAUUCUCAUUCCUUCCAUCCUUCUUGACCUUGACUCUUCAUCUACAUUUGAAGUAGCAAAGCAAACAUUUAGUUUCUUAUCUUUAGGACUGCUAUUUAUUCUCAUUCCUUCCACCAUUCUUGAAAGAGGUGCAUCCAGGAGUGUCUGGCGUUUCAGAUAUGCAAUAACCCAGAAGGCUUUAUGCCUUGAAGUGGAUAACCAUACCCGUCAGACCCGCCGAUCAAGCUACUACCGGUUAUGUAGAUCCCCUGCACGCAUAGGGCGAGGCGAAUCCGCACGUGAGAACAACGGAAAUGGAAACGGAAAAACGGAGAUUGAAGGAUUACCAGGCUGUGCCGAGGACGGAGACACCGAUUGCGACGGCGAUGCCGAUGGCAGAAAAGGUGUAGGGCGAGAUCGCAACGAGUGCCCUGCUCCAAGAACUGGAAUGUGCCACCAUCGUCGCAGACAAAUUCCCGACACCCACAACCCAUUUGGUUCACUCCCUGCAACAUCUAAGACGAUGUCGUUUGAGCCGCGUUUGAUGUCAGACCCAAAACUCUGCAGGGCAAAACCCCAAUCUGUGUAUCAGUGA